AUUUCAUGAUGAAAAACAUUUUUUUCAAUGUAUUUCACAAUUUCCAGUCUUAUCCCCCUUUUGCUAUAGCCGUUGCCAGAUUUUUACCGUAAUCUGGCAAGAGCCAGUGGCAUAACCUCAAACAUUUAAGAUGUAAGGCCUAUCAGCUAUUUUGUGUAAAUACAAAAUACUCCACAUUAAAAAAUGACCCGCAAUGUUUUAAAAAGUAGUGUCCAAAAUGCAUCGUUUAGCAUAUUUUUUCAGAUACUUUUCAGAUGCAUAACUUUUGUUUUAAACGCAUUUAUCAUCAGAACCGUAGGUCAGGAUGUUCUAGGCAUAAUGAACGUUAGACUUCUAUUACUAGAGUCCACCAUAUUAUUCCUCUCAAAAGAACCACUCUUAAAGGCCUGUCUAACGAAUGCAAAGUCGCACAAUUGGGCGCAAGUAAUCAAUUUAAUAUGGGUUUCGGUGCCAAUAUCCGCUCUUCUGGGGCUGAUUCUCGUGUAUGUGUGGAUACACCUUUUAAGCCCCACCGAUGAUAUUUACUACUCCCAGUAUAAAUUGGGGUGCUAUAAUUAUAGAAACCAUUUACAUUGUAUGCCGAACCGUCACAUUCGUCUAUUUAGUUGUGAAUCAUCCAAAUGAAGCAAUAAAUGCGUUCUCAAUUGCACAAAUAGUGUCCGCUGUUCUCCUGUGUGCUUUAUACUAUGGAUUCUUUACUUGGUACAUUCCCCGACUAAUUAAGCAUAGAGAGCAGGAAGAUAAAGAUGAGAAUGAAAAAAUGGUUCCACUAUUUUCGGACAUGUCUGAUUUCCCGUUUCGAAGCGUGUUGAAUUUUUUCCCCGGAUUCAUGUUUAAUGAGGAUGAAAAAAUUGAUAGCAAUCUACUGGUGCUAACAAUCAGUUUUCUAAAACAAUCAGUUAUAAAACAAGUACUAACAGAAGGUGAAAGAUAUGUGAUGACCAUAUCUCCAGUAUUAACGUUCAGUCAACAAUCGAUUUACGAUAUUGUUAACAAUUUAGGAAGCUUAGCUGCAAGGUUCAUCUUUCGACCCAUUGAAGAGUCUGCAUAUUUCUACUUUACCCAGAUGAUUCACAGGGAUCAGCCUUUGAAGAAGCAAAAUGAGAAAAAUGUAGCCGAAGCUGCCAAAGUGCUGGGUCAGCUGUGCAAAGUUGUUACAAGUAUUGGCUUGAUUGGAGUCGUUUUUGGGCAAUCCUAUAGCUACAGUUUGCUCUAUUUCUACGGUGGAAAGAAAUUAGUUUCUACCGCGUUACCCACCACUCUUCUUCAAUUUCACUGCUUCGCCAUAGUAUUAUUAGCUAUAAACGGCGUAACUGAAGCCUAUGUGUUUGCUACCAUGAAUAAUAACCAACUGGAUAAGUAUAACUACUUAAUGGUGAUUUUCUCCAUAUGUUUUCUACUGAUUUCCUAUGUGUUAACGAACGUGUUUGGGCCAGUAGGCUUUAUAUUGGCGAAUUGUUCAAAUAUGGGAGCACGAAUAAUACACAGCUUGCACUUUAUACACACCAAGUAUUUGGAUACAGUCUAUCGCCCUCUGGACGGUCUUAUUCCUACGUGGAAGUUUUUAAGUGUACUUGUUUUCUCGGGUAUAUGCACCAAAUACUCAGAGCUUUACUUCUUGCCACAUUCAAUGUUGCUUCAUAUCGGAUUUGGUGCCUUCUUUUUCCUAUUGACGAUGAUUACAUGGAUGUUAGAAAACAGAAGCUUGCUUGAACUUGGUUAUGCCAACUAUAAAAGGAGGGUGUCGUUGAAAACCGACUGAUGUUUUGUGAUAUAAUGAAGAACGUGUUGAUUGUUGAUCUUCAGAUUUUAAUAAAAUUUGAUUGUUGAAACCAAA
Molecule: messenger RNA, 1837 nt
Organism: Dendroctonus ponderosae (mountain pine beetle)
Lineage: Eukaryota; Metazoa; Arthropoda; Insecta; Coleoptera; Curculionidae
Product: protein RFT1 homolog
Biological process (GO): dolichol-linked oligosaccharide biosynthetic process; glycolipid translocation
Cellular component (GO): endoplasmic reticulum membrane
Source: RefSeq, a predicted model, not a curated record